AUGAAGGCUACAUCAAAUCUCAUAAUAUGGCUAGCUCUAGCUUUAUUGGUUAGUCUUGGCAUGGUUUUGGGCUUGGUUUUACUUCUCUUAGGCGAACUCUAUUGCUCCCCAUUUGUCCGCCGCCUCCUUGGCCGCGAACAUGCUAGCCCUCCCGAUAACACUACCAUCGCCGCCGCCGCCCUCACCACAGAAGAUGACAUUGAAAAAGAAGUCCCGAGAUCUCCGGAAAAUCAAGAAACACUUGGAAUGACCCCACAACAAAACAUUGUGGAGAUCCAAAAAGGUCGUUUACGUCACUUGGGUAACACGUCAACAAUGGUUUGCAUUUCUAAUCCAAUCUAUGACGACGAUGAAUAUGGAAGGAUGGGUACUAGAGGUGAUAUUGAUGAUAAUGGGACACCCUUUGAGACCCCAGACAGUUCGCCAUCUCGGUUGGGAACAGAGGAGUCGUUCGGUGAUCAGAAGGAGGAGAUAUCGUCAAAGGUGGUGAUUACUCCACCUAUGAAAACUUGGGAAAGAAAAUAUGCGAAUAAACAGUGGCGGAUCCAGAAAAAUACUUUCUCGAGGCAUAGAAGGUAA
This is a messenger RNA of Erigeron canadensis, 579 nucleotides long. RefSeq lists its product as uncharacterized. Bases 1 to 579 code for a protein of 192 amino acids. Lineage: Eukaryota; Viridiplantae; Streptophyta; Magnoliopsida; Asterales; Asteraceae. The record is from RefSeq and is a predicted model, not a curated record. The transcript has a single exon.